Manihot esculenta (cassava) is the source of this 473-nucleotide messenger RNA. Its product is annotated as histone H4. The coding region runs from base 63 to 374 and encodes 103 amino acids. Gene Ontology annotation, molecular function: DNA binding; structural constituent of chromatin; protein heterodimerization activity. Gene Ontology annotation, cellular component: nucleosome. Gene Ontology annotation, biological process: nucleosome assembly. The record is from RefSeq and is a predicted model, not a curated record. NCBI's taxonomy places the organism in Eukaryota, Viridiplantae, Streptophyta, Magnoliopsida, Malpighiales, Euphorbiaceae. The transcript has a single exon.
GCAGACGUUCUUCUACUUGAGAUUGAAAUCAGAGGAAACGAAGGAAAGGGAAGAGAUUAAAGAUGUCUGGCAGAGGAAAGGGCGGGAAGGGUUUGGGAAAGGGAGGAGCUAAGAGGCACAGAAAAGUGCUCCGGGAUAAUAUCCAGGGCAUCACCAAGCCUGCUAUUCGAAGGUUGGCCAGGCGUGGCGGUGUAAAACGUAUCAGCGGUCUCAUCUACGAGGAGACUAGAGGCGUCCUCAAGAUCUUCCUCGAGAACGUCAUUCGUGAUGCCGUUACAUACACCGAGCACGCUCGCCGUAAGACUGUUACUGCUAUGGAUGUCGUCUAUGCUUUGAAGAGGCAGGGCAGGACACUUUACGGGUUCGGUGGUUAGAGAUUUUGGGUUUCCUUUAGGGUUAGGGUUGAUGUUUGCUUGUACUAAUGGAGAAUGGUGUUUGUUUAAUUGAAGUUUCUCAUUAUUUGUCUAUUUUUA